This is a messenger RNA of Cajanus cajan (pigeon pea), 1269 nucleotides long. RefSeq lists its product as uncharacterized. Lineage: Eukaryota; Viridiplantae; Streptophyta; Magnoliopsida; Fabales; Fabaceae. The record is from RefSeq and is a predicted model, not a curated record.
CAUGACAGUUUUCGCAUUUCACAAUGCAAGGGUAGUUUAGUAAUCUUUGAAUUUCCCCUUCCCCAAGCGAUGCAUCUUUACGGUGCGUACCCUUCCAUUUUCACUAUAUAAAAUUAUAAAUAGGACACAAAUUGCGUGUAGAGAGAGAAAGACACAUAUCACAGAGUGGUGCGAGAGAGAGAGAGAGAGACGGUGUUUUCUUCUGUAACUUCCAUUUGCUUCAAGCCUUUUCAAGGAAUCCAAAGAGGUUGUUGCCAAUGACUAAAAAGCAAACGAAGGUUCCUUUCAGCAAGGAAGACGCUGCUUCUCUGUUGCAAAGGUAUGAUGCAGAAACUGUUUUGGUGAUGCUUCAGGAAUUGGCGAAUCAUCCACACUCUAAGUUCGAUUGGGAGGAGUUGGUGGCGAAAACCACAACAGGAAUUUCCGAUGCAAGAGAGUAUCAGAUGCUGUGGCGUCAUAUAGCGUAUGGUCACUCCUUCACUGAAAACGAAAAUGAAGAUGCUCCACUGUUGCAGGAUGAUGAUAGUGACUUGGAGUGUGAACGAGAAGCAUUACCCCGUGUAAACAAGGAAACUGCUGCGGCAUGUGUAAAGGUAAUGAUAUCAUCUUUUAAGCUGAACGAGUGCAUCUCUACUAGCUCAGUGAUUCAGGCACCAUUAACUAUAAAUGUUCCAGUCCUUGAUUCAACUACAAUUGCUAAAGAAAGUUCACAAUCCUCUAAUCUAAGGACGCAAGAGACAGAAAUUAUUUUUCCAGUUACUGUUAAGAGAAAGCCACUGCCCCCCAAUAUAAGAGCUGUUGAAACUGGUGGAGGGUUAGUCAGUAGCGACACAUCCAUUAAAAAGAAAAGAUCAGCGUGGUCAGAGGAAGAGGACAUGCAACUACGGGCAGCUGUUCAGAAGUGGGGUGAAGGGAAUUGGGCGCAUAUGGCUAAAAGAGAUGACUUUCCUAUUAAGAGAAGUACCUCACAGUUGUGUAAGAGGUGGAGCACCUUACGAAAGAAAGAGGAUGGCACCAGUUGAUAAAUCAUCUCAACAAAGCUUACAAUCUACCGCCGAAAGAUUCGUUUGUUUUUAUCCAUUUACCAAACAAUUCAAAAUAUUCAAUUUAAAUUUUUGUUCAAUUAAUUAUUAGUGAUUUGUUUCUAUCCUAGGCUAAUCUAAUUUUAUUCUGGGAAUGUAUACAUAAUUACAAUACAUAAAUAUACUUGGUUUCAACAUUCCCAAUUCAAAUGAAGCAAAAUAACUCUUUAAUUUGAAUGAAUCAAUA